Molecule: messenger RNA, 2000 nt
Organism: Hordeum vulgare subsp. vulgare (domesticated barley)
Lineage: Eukaryota; Viridiplantae; Streptophyta; Magnoliopsida; Poales; Poaceae
Product: UDP-glycosyltransferase 83A1-like
Exons: 2
Coding region: 64-1842 (592 amino acids)
Molecular function (GO): UDP-glycosyltransferase activity
Source: RefSeq, a predicted model, not a curated record
GCUUAUGCGGCGGCAGAUCUUUCGACAGUUACAAGAAGUUCCAACGAAUCAAAUACAAGUACAAUGCGAGAUCAUAAAAUACAAGCAGAAUGCCAGAUCGUAACUAAUUUUCUUGCUGUGCAAACCCCAACAAGAAACUCCAACAAGAACCAGCUCAAUCUUUUAGAAGAUCCAAGGACGGGAUUAGCCACUGGAGCAACAAGAAUCAUCCUCUUUUGUAGCUCUUGGCACGGUGUGUGUCUCCACACUUGCAUCUUCCACUAUAAAUUCUGCGGAUCAAUUCAUUCUGAUGACAUAACAACUGCAGCAUCAACAGCUACAGUUGCUAAGAUCACCACUGCCAAGGUCUCUGUUAUAAUUACGUCAAUGGCGUGUCCACCGCACGCGGUUGUCAUCCCCUACCCGGCGCAGGGCCACGUGAUCCCGCUCAUGGAGGUUGCACACGCGCUGGCUGACAGGGGCUUCAACGUCACCUUCGUCAACACCGAGUUCAACCACGCCCGUGUAGUCGCCUCCAUGUCGAACGGCGUUGGCAGCGGGCUGGGCCGGAUCCGGCUCGUGGCGGUGCCAGAUGGCAUGGCCCCCGGGGAGGACCGGAACCAGCUGGUGAGGCUGACCAUACUCAUGGCGGAGUUCAUGGCGCCGAAGGUGGAGGAGCUCAUUCUCCGGAGCGGUGAGGCGGCCGUGGACGGCGGCAAGAUCACGUGCAUGGUCACGGACUACAACGUCGGGUAUUGGGCGGUGGACAUUGCACGGAGGACCGGAAUCCCGGUGGCGGCCGUUUGGCCGGCGUCGGCCGCUGUCAUGGUCACCCUUCUGAGCUUUCCCAAGCUGAUCGAGGACAACAUCAUCGACGGGGAAGAUGGGUCUACUCUGGGCGAGGGAACAUUCCAACUGAGCCCCGACAUGCCUCUCAUGCAGAGCGCCCACCUCGCAUGGAACUGCAUUGGCGACCACGACCAGCAGGCGACCCUCUACCGGCUACUUUGUGACGGCGUCCGUGCAAUGGAGCAGUGCGACUUCGUCAUCUGCAACUCCUUCCAGGAGGCAGAGCCGGCAUCUUUCAAACUCUUCCCCAACGUCCUCCCUGUUGGCCCGCUGCUCACCGGGGAGCGCAACGGCAAGGCCGUCGGCCACUUCUGGCAGCCGGAGGACGACGAGUGCAUGUCCUGGCUCGACGCGCAUACAGAGAGAUCCGUCGUCUACGUGGCUUUUGGCAGCUUCACCAUGUUCAACCGGCGCCAGUUUGAGGAGCUCGCGCUGGGGCUCGAGCUCUCCGACCGGCCGUUCCUGUGGGUCGUGCGCCCAGACAUUGGCCAUGGCGCAGUGCACGACUACCCGAAGGGCUUCCUGGACCGGGUGUGCGGCACGGGAGGCCAGGGCAAGCUCGUCUCCUGGGCACCGCAGCAGCGCGUGCUGGCGCACCCAGCGGUGGCUUGCUUCGUGUCGCACUGCGGGUGGAACUCCACCAUGGAAGGCGUCCGGAACGGCGUGCCUUUCCUCGCGUGGCCCUACUUCGCCGACCAGUUCGUGAACCAGGUGUACAUCUCCGACGUGUGGAAGGUGGGCCUCAAGGCCGUGGCCGACGAGUCGGGGGUCAUAACCAAGGAGCACAUCGCCGGCAGGGUGGAGGAGCUGAUGAAGGACGCCGGCAUGAGGGAGAGGGUGGAGGCCCUGAAGAAGGCCGCGCACGAGAGCAUUCAGGAAGGCGGCUCCUCGCAUGGAAACUUCGAUGCUUUUGCGGAGGUCAUGAAGAAUGCGGCGCCACACGAAGUGAGCGUUCGGGAUGGGGGCGCCUCACCCGGAAACUUCCAUACUCUAGCGGAGGGUAUGAAGGCGUGAUCAUCUGCCGCUUGAAUGUAUGUAUGUGUGGUAGUGUGUGCAAUUUUGCAUUUCCACACAGAAUAAACCAUGACCCUUUGCCUUUAUAUCUGCUGCCUUUUUUUGUUUGUGAGUUAACUCCGGAAAUACUCCCUCGCAGAAUAAAAAGUUCAUUUGCC